AUGAUAUUACUACCAAAAUUCUUCCAUUCAGAAGCUCAUGCAAAAGUCACCAUUGACGAUGAUACUGGUUACUUUGUUGAUCCACAAGGAUUUAUUAAAUUAUUUCAUGGAAUCAACUGUGUGCAUAAAGUCGCACCAUUUUACUUUCCAAAACUACUUGACCCUCAUUCAUUCAGAGUACUUAGAGAUUGGGGAAUUAAUGUUAUACGCUUAGAAUUCAACUGGAUAGCAAUAAAACCACAGGAAGAUGAAACCAGUCAACACUACUUAGAUAUUAUUGAAACGAUUAUCGACAAUGCUGGAUUAUAUGGAGUUUAUAUCAUCAUUGAUUUGCAUCAAGAUGGAUUAUCGAAACGUCUAGGUGCAAUUGAUGCUGUGCCUAAUUGGUUUAUGGAUAAAAUGAAGCGACCACCAUAUUUAUUCCAAUACCCUUGGCCACUAAAGAAAGAUCCAGGUAAAUAUGACUGGUUUCUAACGUACGCCACAUAUGAGAGUGCACAUGUAUUUGAAAGUAUAUAUAAAAAUGUUUCAGGAAUAUGGAAUUAUUUUGCAGAAUAUUGGAUGAUAACAACUAGUCGUUUCGGGAAGAAAGAUAAUGUUUUAGGUUAUAAUUUGAUAAAUGAACCGGCACCUGGAAAUGUUUAUAAAAAUCCAUUCGUUCUUUUGCCUAAUAAUGCAGGUCACAGUCUCUUAUCAUUUUAUGAUUAUUUGGUAAAUGUUAUUCGCCAAGCAGACAAGAAUACAUUGAUAUUUUACGAGAGUGUAACUUAUGGAAUAUAUUUUCCAUUUGUUAAUGGACUACCUGGUACUGGUAUCCAACGUGUUCCCGGUCUAUUACAAGAUGAGACGGCCAGAAAGAAGAGUGUAUUAUCUUAUCAUUACUACUGUUGGUUAUUGGAAUUGACACUAUCUACAGAGAAUAUGCCAUCAUGGAAACGAUAUUUGUGUGAUAAACUUCUCUUGAAUUAUGCAUUCAAUAAUGUUAGAAGUAUAGUUAAAUACACUGGUGGAGGACGCUUUUUAACAGAAUUCGGUCGGUGUACUCCUGAUGGCAAUCCAGAUUCAAUAAAUACGGUUGAAUGUAACACUGUGAUGAAUGCAGCCGACAGGAACUUCGAAUCCUGGACUUAUUGGGACGAAUAUGAAUUAUUUCCCGACUUAAAUAUAAGUAACUUUUUCUUGAGAUCAUUCAGUCGUACAUAUCCACAAUCAACUGCCGGUCAACCUGUCAAACUGAGAUUCGAUGUCGAUUCAGGUGUGUUUUAUUAUGCUUUUGUACCCACACAGAAAACAAUUAUAUUAUAA
Messenger RNA from Schistosoma curassoni, 1305 nucleotides. Lineage: Eukaryota; Metazoa; Platyhelminthes; Trematoda; Strigeidida; Schistosomatidae. The record is from the annotation of a GenBank genome assembly.